AUAUAGAGAAGGGGAGUCAGAAAGGGAAAAAGAAAGAGAAAGAGAGUCAAGAAAGACAGAAAGAGAUGAGAGUCAAUCCAUGUUUGUAAUUCAUUGCAAUAAUGAUUAGAAUCAUUUGCCAUAAUAUCUUCUCAUCCGGUUAUUGAAUAAGGUUUGUAACAUUCCUUGAUCAUCUUACACUAUCAUCUGGUGUCCACUUCUUCAUUUCGGUCUUUUCCAUUUGUGUUGACUUUGUUUGUUGCCAAAUUUUUUGUCUUCAAAUACAUCCGUUGAAGUUUCAUUCCUGUCCGGUAAUCAAGGUGGUCCAUAAAGUGAAAUAUAUUACUUAAAUUGAAGCCAAUUGCUCAGUGAAAAUGUCUGCCACCCUUCGCCCAUAUCUUGCUGCAGUUCGGAAAACAUUGGAGGCUGCUUUUUGUUUGACCGAUUUUAAUUCACAAGUUGUCGAAAGACAUAAUAAACCUGAGGUAGAAGUUCGUGGUAACAAGGAAUUACUUCUUAAUCCAGUGGUAAUCAGUCGUAAUGACAAGGAAAGAGUGUUAAUUGAGUCUAGUAUAAACUCUGUCCGGAUCUCCAUUGCAGUUAAACAAGCGGACGAUAUUGAAAGGAUCCUUGUCCAUAAAUUCACCCGUUUUUUAAUGAUGCGAGCGGAUAAAUUUGUUAUUUUAAGGCGUAAACCUGUCUCUUUAAGCGAUACAAGAAGUACUAUUUUAGAUGAGAAGACAAAUCCUCAACAGCAACCUCCUACCGGUUAUGAUAUAUCUUUUCUUGUUACCAAUAUUCACACUGAAUAUAUGAACAGAUUCAAAAUAAUCGAUUUUAUUAUACACUUUAUGGAAGAAAUUGAUAAAGAAAUCAAUGAAAUGAAAUUGGCCAUCAAUGCAAGAGCUAGAAUUACUGCUGAAGAGUUUCUCAAACGAUUUUGAUUAAUUGGUACAUAACUUAAAGCUCAGCUGGAAAAUCUUGGCAGAGCUGAAUUGUUUAUUCUGUUCCGUGGCUAAGCCAUCUUUGGCAGUAUUUCAUAUUCUCUAUCUUUAAUUAAAUUCGUUUCUUUCUGUUUUUCUUACAUAAAAGUUAUCUGAAGUACCAGAUUAUAACAAAAAACACAUCUCAUAGAAAGAAAAUAAUAAAUUGUUUUACUCCAUUAUUAAAGAAUUUAAAUUGUUAGAAA
Messenger RNA from Tetranychus urticae (two-spotted spider mite), 1168 nucleotides. It is a transcript of the gene Arpc4, whose product is annotated as Actin-related protein 2/3 complex, subunit 4. Gene Ontology annotation, biological process: Arp2/3 complex-mediated actin nucleation; actin filament polymerization. Lineage: Eukaryota; Metazoa; Arthropoda; Arachnida; Trombidiformes; Tetranychidae. The record is from RefSeq and is a predicted model, not a curated record. Gene Ontology annotation, molecular function: actin filament binding. Gene Ontology annotation, cellular component: Arp2/3 protein complex; actin cytoskeleton.